AUGCUGAACUUGUACCACUCUUCUUCCGUACUGGUGGCCGCCGUCCUCUUCCUCAUUGCCACCGCAGCAGCAUCGGUGGCCCCCUCUGCAUCGCCGCCGGUGUACAGCGUGACGAACUACGGUGCUAGGGCAGACCCGAAAAUGGACUCGACGACGGCGUUUUUGGAUGAAAUGGAGCCGAGCCUCCUGAGCUGGACCUACCAGGAGCCCGGCGUCAAGAACGUCACCGUCAAGACCGUCAACAUCACGGAGACGACUAACGGCCUCCGCAUCAAGACGUGGGGCCGCCCCAGCUCGGGUUUCGUCAGGGACGUGCUCUUCCAGCACACCGUCAUGGAAGGCGUCCAGAACCCCAUCCUCAUCGACCAUAACUACUGCCCCGGAAACCGCAACUGUCCCGGUCGGGCCUCAGGGGUCGAGGUCAGUGACAUCAGGUACUGGAAUGUACGUGGCACGUCGAGGACCGAGUUCGCGGUGAGGUUCGACUGCAGUCAUAAGGCAAACCCCUGCUCAGGGAUACAGAUGCGAGAUGUGGCGCUUGCUUACGUCGGCAGCGACAGUGGUAGUGCUAGUACGGAGGCGGCCGCGGCCGCGUGUACGAAUGCAAGGGGUACUUCAUUGACUUAUGUGACGCUAGUGGUCAAGUGUUCGUAG
Linum trigynum is the source of this 654-nucleotide messenger RNA. The record is from the annotation of a GenBank genome assembly. Lineage: Eukaryota; Viridiplantae; Streptophyta; Magnoliopsida; Malpighiales; Linaceae.